AUGGCUCUGGCGGGUGUCGUGCCUUUUAAGCACGAGGCGGAGGCCGGCGCCACGUUGUAUUGGCGCUUGCGCGGCCACCGCCAGACGGGCGAGGCACCGCCAGAGCCGGCGGUCGAGCAGGAGUGGAGGCACCAGGCCCGGCAAAAUGCCCUGGACCGGUGGCGCCGCGAGCUCAUCCAGAGCGGCGCAGCCGGCCAGCGAGCGGUCGGGGCGGUCCUGCCGGUUAUCAACGAAUGGCGGGACCGCGGCUUCGGAAGGGUCACCUACCGGACCACGCAGGUACUCACCGGGCACGGCUGCUUCGGUGACUACCUGUGCCGGAUAGGUCGCGAGGCGACGCCGAUAUGCCACCACUGCGGGGCGGAGCGGGACUCCGCGCAGCACACACUGCAGCAUUGCCCAGUGUUUGCGCGGGCCCGUCACGCCCUGGAGUGCGAGGUAGGCCCUGAUCUCUCGCCGGAGGCUGUAGUGAGAGCCAUGCUUUCCGGCGAGGAUCAGUGGCGGGCGGUGACCUCAUUCUGUGAGGAGGUCAUCGCCCUCAAGGAGGAAGCGGAGCGGGGUCGGGAGGAGAGCUGA
Messenger RNA from Osmia lignaria (orchard mason bee), 576 nucleotides. The record is from RefSeq and is a predicted model, not a curated record. Lineage: Eukaryota; Metazoa; Arthropoda; Insecta; Hymenoptera; Megachilidae.